AUGAGGUGUGUGAGGAGACUUAUAUACUGUGUUGAACACUCAAUUUGUCCACAUUAUUUUAUUCCCGAAAGUAAUUUAUUUGAAAAUAAGAUUAAAGGAAAAGCACAAGGAACACUCUUAAAAAAGUUAAAUACUCUAAAUAGUUAUGGGUGGCGAUGUAUCUUAUUUUCAGAUCAAAUCUCGUAUUUUAAUGAAUUAGCAUUUCACAUACUCAAUGAAGAAAGUCCGUUAUGUUUUGAUAGUCUUAAACUAAUAGUAUCCCCAUUUAUGUUUUUAACGAAUUUUGUUAUCCCAAGUUACCAUUCUUCAUGGAGAACAGAAGUUCCCAUGAUAUUAUCUCUUGAGAGUUCCAAAAUAAAAUACCUUUACGCGUUCUACAUGUCAAAGAAGUCUUGCUUUAAAGCCCAGUUACUACCAUUUGAUUCACUUUACGAUAACAAAUCUACAUAUAAACAACACAAAACCUGUAUAAAUACGUUGUUACUGAAUAUACGUCAUGAUGCUGUGUCUGGGUGGCUGAUGGUAGCUUCAUUUUUCUAUAAGACAAAGCAAUACAAAAUAGCUUAUUGCAUCUUGCAGUAUUCCCUAUUAAAAUGUUCACCCGAAAAACUUUACAUUGACAUUAAUUUGUCAGAAAUUCAUUAUGAAAUAUUAAGUUUGGAUGUGUUCAGGCAAAUGAAUAUUGCCAAGUUGUGGAAAUUGCUGAUGGUAGAUAAAGUAUGGUUUUUUAAAAACAACUCUACAUUAUUACCGGAUGAAUUGCAAAUCGAAGUAAAUACGGGAAUAUUCAUAAUACCGCCAGUGGUAUAUGCUCAUUUCCUUCUUUGUCUUUGUCAUUAUCAUCUUAACAAUAUCAUCCAAUGUCAGCAUUCUCUUCAAGAUUUACAAUUGACAAUAGACGAAGAGUAUUUCAUAGCUGGUUCCGAGGAGAGAGCUAUAUCAUACAACAUCCUCGGUAUAAUUUUUCAGUUAGUAGGCGACAUAGAAUCAGCGAGACGUGCAUUUAUAAAAGCUUCAGAAUAGGAAUUGAAUCCAUUUAUAAAUAAUGCGUCCCAGGAUUGUCAUUAGUAGGUUCAAUAAACUAAUGAUUAUUUUUACGAAUGUCAGUGAACUACAUGUGUUUUUUUCUGAUUCUUUUGAUGAUUAUUGUAGUUUUGCUCAUAUGGUGACUCUUAUUUUAUUUGUCUAUUUUUAUAUGAGUUUUAAAACAAAUAAUGCAAUAUAUGAAACAAAGUAAAACACGACAUAAAAAGCUA
Messenger RNA from Mytilus californianus (California mussel), 1256 nucleotides. RefSeq lists its product as uncharacterized. Gene Ontology annotation, molecular function: protein binding. The coding region runs from base 1 to 1023 and encodes 340 amino acids. NCBI's taxonomy places the organism in Eukaryota, Metazoa, Mollusca, Bivalvia, Mytilida, Mytilidae. The record is from RefSeq and is a predicted model, not a curated record. The transcript has a single exon.